AUGAGCCAAGAAGCGGAUUACGAGGAGUUCCUGACGUUGCGACGUCAUGUCCGCAAACUCCAGGCAGGCACUCCUCUUCUCCUCCGCUCCCAGGGAGCACAGGGCCAGGAUCUGGACCUUCAGAUCUGUGCCGUCCAAAUCUCCCAGGACCUUCAGUUCCUGUCAUGGCGGGACAGUGAGGGGAACGGCUCCACAAAGCAACUUCCGCUGAACAAAAUCCUGGCUGUGGAGGAUACUAGCCUCCCAUCCUUGCCCGGCAACUCCGAUGGCGAUGGCCACCACGCGUUGCAGGUGAAGCUUCGGCAGGAGAAAGGUUUGGGCCUGCCAGCUCAAAUCGAGUUAAUUUGUACCUCCAAGGAGGACCAAGAGGCCUGGCUCCAGGGCCUUCGCUUCCUUGUGGCCGACAAAGGCAGCGAGGAAAAGAUUCCUCAGGGGAAGCCCAGUGAACAAGGUCUACAAGAGAAGCUGAAGCUGCAGGAGCAACUCUGUGAGCAGCUGCGGCAAGAGAACAACAUGCUCCGCGACAUCGUUAAGAGAAAGGACGAAACCAUCGCGGAGCUUCUGCGUGAUAGCCAAAGCAAGUCGAUCAAGACAGAGUCGACCUCGCGGGAGAGUGACGAGCACCUGCAGUAUCGCGAGGUCGCCAUUCUCAGGAGGAAGAACAAACGACUCCAACUUGACCUGAAGUCCAAGCAGCAAACCAUUGCAGGUCUGCUGAAGCUGGUCGAGAGGCUAUCGCAGCAAGCCGAUGCCGAAACCAGUGCGCCAGAAGACCAGGAGGACACGCAAGACGAGCCAGAGAUCAAUCCGAAAGUGCAUCCAAAGCUCGUCGUGACCCAGGUGGCUGUGGACCCUGACUCCGCACCGGCGGCGGAGGCGCCAACGGUGCAGGCUCCCUGCCCCAGCCCACUGGAGCCCGCGCCGACCCCGACCCAGCAGCAGGAGGGCCCCUUCGCGGGGGAGCUGGGUGCAUUGGUCGAGAAGCUACAGGCUUUGCAAGAAGCCACAGCCUCGGCCACGCAGGGCGUGGCCUCGUUGGGUCGCUUUCAGCCCCCAAGCCGUAGCCCACCUGGGCCUGCCCCUCGCGGGCCAAAGAGUGCUGCUGCGCUUCAGGCACUGAAGCGUGAGAUGGCCGUGCUGGAGGAGAAGAAGAGGGUGGUGCAGCAUCUUGCCCAUACUCUAGAGCCAGAUGGCUCUGACUCAGAGGAGGGUGACGGAUUCCCGCUGCGCUGA
Molecule: messenger RNA, 1233 nt
Organism: Symbiodinium pilosum
Lineage: Eukaryota; Dinophyceae; Suessiales; Symbiodiniaceae
Source: the annotation of a GenBank genome assembly